GAUUGGUCAGUCCUCUUUCUUUAAAGCGCCAUCAGCUGAUUUUUACCUCUGAUGUUAUUUUUACUGCAACCAGAGGCGCGUGGAUGGUAAUCUUACUCAAAUAACACCUCUGUUGUCAAAACCAGCAGCAGACUGAGAAGGUUGCCAUGGCACCGACUAAGCAUGACCAAAAACCAGAACCAGGAGACCUCAUUGAGAUCUUCAGAGGCGGAUACCAACACUGGGCUAUUUAUAUUGGCGAUGGUUUUGUGAUUCACCUUGCCCCACCUUCUGAGCAUGCUGAUGCUGGGGCUUACAGUAUGAUGUCAGUACUCUGUGACAAAGCCAUAGUGAAGAAGGAGGAACUCUGGACUGUAGUUGGCAAUGAUGAGUACCGUAUCAACAAUCUUCUGGAUAAUAAAUAUGAACCUCGACCUAUCGGAGAGAUCAUACGGGAGGCACGGAAGUUUCUGGCAAAGGAACUUCCAUAUUGUGUGUUUAGAGGGAAUUGUGAGCACUUUGUCACAGAGCUAAGAUACGGAAAGCCAGAGUCUCGCCAGGUGCGACAAGCAGUGAAUAUAGGUGUUGGAGUUGGUGUCAUGGCAAUGGUUGGCAUUGGAGCUUUGGCUUUUGCUUCAGCAAUUCUUGGUUCAAGAGACAAAGAGCAGCAAACAAAACGAAUGAAAAAAUAAACUGAAUUUGGAAGGCUUGACUGUGCUUUCAAUGUCAGUCAUUUUUUCAAUCCAUGUAUUUUAUGGAAAACUUGAAUAUUAAAAAAAUAUAUAUUUCACGAAGUAGAAGUCUUAAAGGUGCAGUGUGUAAAUUUUAGCGGCAUCUAGUGGUGAGGUUGCAAAUUGCAACCAAUGGCUCAGUUCACUGCUCACCCCUCGCUUUUGAAACGCAUAGAGAAGCUACGGUUGCCGCCACCGAACAAACAUGUCAUCUUCGGAGACAACUUAGUAAAAAAGUUUGUCCGUUAAGGGCUUCUGUAGAAACAUGGUGGCACAAAAUGGCGACUUUCAUGUAAGGGGACCCUCGGGAUGUAGAUAAAAAAACGUCUCAUUUUAAGGUAAUAAAAACAUAACGGUUCAUUAUGAAAGGUCUUUAUACACCCCUGAUAAUAUAGUUUUGUAUAUUAUUUUGCAUUUCUGUCAAGAGAUUCUUCUAAAUAUUACACACUGCACCUUUACAUUUUAUGAGCACAAAUGGAAAUAUUUAUUAUAAAAUGUAACUGAUUACCCGAAGGAUUGCAAGAUUGACAUCUUGUUUGGUAACAGGUAGGGCUGGGCCGAUCCACUUUUUCUAUUACCGAUACGAUUUCGAUACCUGUAUUCUGAGUAUCGACCGAUACCGAUCCCGAUCCAAUACUAGUAUUUUUCUUGAUCCAUUUAGAAUUGUGUGUGUAUAAACACAUAAAUAUAUAUACGCACACAUAUACACACAAAACAUGUUGCACAAAAUCAAGAGAAUAUCAUGUCAAGUGAAUUUUUUUUAUGAGAUACAAGUUAAAGAAUUUAAGUGUUUUUACAAAUUUAAUAAUUGUUUUUGAGUGGACAUACGACUGAGCAAAUAAAAAGUUCAAGUACAUUUUUACAUGAAAGACUUUUUAAUUUAAAAUACGGCUUUUGUGUGUGUGUGUUUGACAUAUUUAAUUCACGCUACUCCAGUGUAUUAACUCGGCGAGCACCAAACCAUUCAGUUUUUGUGACCUUAAAUAUCUUCAUAUUUGCAUUUGUUUUUCGCAUAAGGCUGUUGAAUAUAUUAGGAAGAUUUUGAAUAUAGUGUAUAAUAACAUUUAUGGUGCUUUUAUAAUAGUUUGACUCUUCUGUAGCAUGACAGUAACAACCACAAGUAAUGCACAGUAUCGGAUUUGGAUCGGCCCCGUUUUUUCGAUACCCGAUCCAGCAAAAAAGGUCCGUAUUGACCCGAUAUCCGAUCCAAAGUAUUGGAUCGGCCCACCCCUAGUAACAGGGCAAUACUGUAUUUUUCACAAUUGAUAAAUCUCUUUCUGAAGGAUGUGUUUUAUAAAUAUUUUAAUACUGCACAUUUCCCUGCUGACUUUAUUAAUAACUUUGUAAGCUAUGCUAAUAUACUCCGAUAUGGCUUAUUGUGUGUUUUUCAGUUUUAUAAUCCUAAUUAAACUGAAGUACCUUUUGUGAUGUGA
Messenger RNA from Paramisgurnus dabryanus, 2143 nucleotides. Its product is annotated as phospholipase A and acyltransferase 3-like. Gene Ontology annotation, cellular component: cytoplasm. NCBI's taxonomy places the organism in Eukaryota, Metazoa, Chordata, Actinopteri, Cypriniformes, Cobitidae. The record is from RefSeq and is a predicted model, not a curated record. Gene Ontology annotation, molecular function: glycerophospholipid phospholipase A1 activity; A2-type glycerophospholipase activity. Gene Ontology annotation, biological process: N-acylphosphatidylethanolamine metabolic process.